Molecule: messenger RNA, 7795 nt
Organism: Gorilla gorilla gorilla (western lowland gorilla)
Lineage: Eukaryota; Metazoa; Chordata; Mammalia; Primates; Hominidae
Gene: IQCN
Product: IQ motif containing N
Exons: 4
Coding region: 3688-7713 (1341 amino acids)
Molecular function (GO): protein binding
Source: RefSeq, a predicted model, not a curated record
UUUUUUUUUUUUGAGACGGAGUCUCGCUCUGUCGCCCAGGCUGGAGUGCAGUGGUGCCAUCUCGGCUCACUGCAACUUCCGCCUCCCGGGUUCGUGCCAUUCUCCUGCCUCAGCCUCCUGAGUAGCUGGGAAUACAGGCGCACACCACCACGCCUGGCUAAUUUUUUGUACUUUUAGUAGAGAUGGGGUUUCACCGUGUUAGCCAGGAUGGUCUUGGUCGCCUGACCUCAUGAUCCGCCCGCCUCGGCCUCCCGAAGUGCUGGGAUUACAGGCGUGAGCCACCGCGCCCGGCCAACACCCCUGUUAAAUGGCAGAGCAGCGAUUCAAACCCAGGUCUCUUGCUUGCCUGCCCCCAAGUGGUCUAAGGCAAAAGGACUCUGAGGAGCCCUGCAGAGAGGUGGAGGACAUACUUUUUCUUUUUUUUUUUUUGAGACUGAGUCUUCCUCUGUCGCCCAGGCUGGAGUGCAAUGGCCUGACCUUGGCUUACCGCAACCUCCACCUCCCAGUUUCAAUCGAUUCUCUUGCCUCAGCCUCUUGAUUAGCUGGGAUUACAGGUGUCUGCCACCAUGCCCAGCUAAAUUUUUUUUUUUUGAGACGGAGUCUCGUUCUGUCUCCCAGGCUGGAGUGCAGUGGCGCGAUCUCAGCUCACUGCAAGCUCUGCCUCCCUGGUUCACGCCAUUCUCCUGCCUCAGCCUCCUGAGUAGCUGGGACUACAGGCGCCCGCCACUACGCCCGGCUAAUUUUUUUGUAUUUUUAGUAGAGACGGGGUUUCACUGUGUUAGCCAGGAUGGUCUCGAUCUCCUGACCUCGUGAUCUGCCCGCCUCGGCUUCCCAAAGUGCUGGGAUUACAGGCGUGAGCCACCCUGCCUGGCUAAAUUUUUUUUUGUAUUUUUAGUAGAGACAGGGUUUCACCAUGUUGCCCAGGCUGGUCUCGAACUCCUGAGCUCAGGUGAUCCACCCACCUUGGCUUCCCAAAGUGCUGGGAUUACAGGCGUGAGCCACUGGGCCCCACAAGUUUUUUUUUUUUUUCUUUACAAGAUGAGGUCUCGCUCUUGCCUUGGCCAGUAGUGCAGUGGCAAGACCACAGCUCACUGCAGCCUUGACCUCCUAGGCUCAGCUGAUUCUCCUGCCUCACCUCAGCCUCCCAAGUAGCUGGGACCACAGGUGCACACCACCAUGCCCUACUAAUUUUUAUUUUUAUUUUUUCUUUGAGACGGAGUCUCGCUCUGUCGCCCAGGCUGGAGUGCAGUGGCGCCAUCUCGGCUCAUUGCAAGCUCCGCCUCCCAGGUUCACGCCAUUCUCCUGCCUCAGCCUCCUGAGUAGCUGGGACUACAGGCGCCUGCCACCAUGCCUGGCUAAUUUUUUUGUGUUUUUAGUAGAGAUGGGCUUUCACCGUGUUAGCCAGGUUGAUCUCGAUCACCUGACCUCAUGAUCCGCCAGCCUUGGCCUCCCAAAGUGCUGGGAUUACAGGCGUGAGCCACCGCGCCCAGCCGCCCUACUAAUUUUUAAAUAAUUUUUUUGUAGAGAUGGGAUCUAUGUUGCCCAGGCUGAUUUUGAACUCCUGUGCUCAAGUGAUCCUCCAACCUCGGUCUCACAAAAUGCUGGGACUACAGGUAUUGAGCCACUGUACUCGGCCUCUAUCUUUUUUUUUUUUUUUGAGUCAGGGUCUCACUCUCAUUCAGGCUGGAGUGCAGUGGUGCAAUCUUGGCUCACUGUAGCCUCCCCCUCCUGGGUUCAAGCGACUCUCCUGCCUCAGCCACCAAAGUAGUUGGGAUUACAGGCAUUUGCCAUCAUGCCUGACUAAUUUUUGUAUUAUUAGUAGAGACGGGGUUUUGCCAUAUUGGUCAGGCUGGUCUCAAACUCCUGGGCUCAAGCGAUCUGCCCGCCUUGGCCUCCCAAAGUGCUGGGAUUAUAGGCAUGAGCCAUCGCGCCCAGCAUCCCCAGCAUUUAUUGACACCUAGUUGAUGCAUACUCCCUGGAGGACAGCCCUCCAGUCUGAUGGGGGAGUCAAGCAGGCAUGAGCUGUGAUGUGAAGGGCUUUUUCUAAAUCACAGAUCUGACUCCUUACUUGAAAACUUUUUGGAAAAAGUCCUGACUGCACCAGUCCCUGGGCUGGCCAGUGUCUCCUUUCAGGAGCCUCUCCACCCAAAUUCCCAAUAUCCUGCCUUCCUGGCCUCAGGGUCUUUGCACGGCUGCAGCUGUAGUUCUGUGCCAGCUACUCUUCCCCCAGUCAUGCAGCUGAGUGCCACCUCCCAGCCUCAGCUGCACAGUCCUCGGAAGCCUGUCCCUAGUAACCCUCAGGCUAGGCCAGCACCUUACUGGGCUCCUACGGUCUCCAAUUGCCCUGAGAACUCCCAGUUUGUGUUUAGCUUGUUGACAGCACAGAAGGGACCUGUUCUGAUGAAACAUCCAAAGGAUGAGCUGGGCGCAGUGGCUCAUGCCUGUAAUCCCAGCACUUUGGGAGGCUGCAGCAGGCGGGUCACUUGAGGUAAGGAGUUUGAGACCAGCCUGGCCAACAUGGUGAAAUCCUAUCUCUACUAAAACUACAUAAAUCAGCUGGGCGUCAUAGCAUGCACCUGUAGUCCCAGCUACUCAGGAGGCUGAGGCACAAGAAUCGCUUGAACCCGGGGAGGUGGAGGUUGCAGUGAGCUGAGAUCGUAGCACUGCACUCCAGCCUGGGCAACAGAGCGAGACUCAAUCUCAAAAAACAGACAAAGGAUUUAAACCCCAUCCAACUGCCAUCUGCCAUGUCCCUGAUUUUGUCCAAAGUCACACCCACAGUAUAGGGAAGGUUUUGGAGGGGGUGAUCUCUGCAGAGGGAGGUCAGGCACCCCUGCUGGUUCUUGUCCUGGCAACCCCCAGCGGCUCCCCAAGGAAGCCAGGCGGAGGCUUCUGGGCCAGGCUGGCUUUGGCUGGAGCCAGCUGCACUGAGUCCAAGGUGCGUGUCAGCCUUGGCCCAGCCAGCGGUGACUCAUGCUGGGCCCCAGCCCAGCCCCAGGAGGUGAUCCAGGACAGCGGCCUGACUUCCCCUUAUAGCGCUGCGGCUCAGGGUCAGUACCCACUUUUGCCGGGCCCAGUGGGGAUCCCAAGAGAUCAAGUCCGGCCCCACCCCAAGGAGCCCGCAGUCUCAGAGCCACACCCAAGACAUCAGUGAGAACCCUGACUGGCCCGUUGCACCCCCUUUUUGGUCCCUUCCCAUCUAGCCAUUUUACAGCCCCAAAUUCUUUGAGUUGUUUGUAUCACCAGACAUGGGGCAAAUUCCAGCAUAUAGUAGGUGCUCAGAAAAUGCCCGUGGGAUGAAAGACUGAAACUGCCUCUAGGUACAUGGAGGGGGAGAUUUGGGGUUCCCUCUGUGCUGAGAACCCUUUGUACUCAGGAUGAGCCGGUGUAGGUAGCAACCACCAUGACCUUUGGCCCUGCCCUGCAUCCUGUUCCCCAACCUCUGGCUGUGCCUUCUAGAAUCCCCGCCCCCUAAGAGCUGCCAGGGAUUGGCCAGAACUUGGUUUUGAGUCACAAAGCUGCUGCGGCACCAGGGCUCCAAGACUGGCCAUUCAGACUGCUGGGUUUAGCUUCAGGGGCAGCCCAGGGCAGUGUUGCUGCAUAUUGCAUGGAUGAAAGGCUGAAGGCUGCCUCCUCUUGCAGGCUGGCUUCUGAGAUUGCACCUUCUUCUGCUACUCCUCCAAAUCUAUGACCCUUCAAGGCAGAGCUGACCUGUCCGGUAAUCAAGGCAAUGCAGCCGGCCGCCUAGCUACAGUUCACGAGCCAGUUGUCACCCCGUGGGCAGUGCAUCCUCCAGCCCCCGCCCACCCCAGUCUCCCAGACAAAAUGGAGAAAGCGCCUCCACAGCCCCAGCACGAGGGCCUCAAGUCCAAGGAGCAUCUCCCGCAACAGCCUGCCGAAGCCAAGACGGCGUCCCGCCGCGUCCCACGCCUCCGGGCUGUGGUCGAGAGCCAGGCCUUCAAGAACAUCCUGGUAGACGAGAUGGACAUGAUGCACGCCCGUGCAGCCACGCUCAUCCAAGCCAACUGGAGGGGCUAUUGGCUCCGGCAGAAGCUGAUUUCCCAGAUGAUGGCGGCCAAGGCCAUCCAGGAGGCCUGGCGGCGCUUCAACAAGAGACACAUCCUUCACUCCAGCAAGUCGUUGGUAAAGAAAACGAGGGCGGAGGAGGGGGACAUAUCUUAUCACGCCUCGCAGCAGGUGCGCUUCCAGCAUCCGGAAGAGAACCGCCUUCUGUCCCUGCCCGUCAUGGUGAACAAGGAGACCCAGUUCCCUUCCUGUGACAAUCUGGUCCUCUGCAGACCCCAGUCGUCCCCCCUCCUGCAGCCCCCAGCAGCUCAGGGUACCCCAGAGCCCUGUGUGCAGGCUCCUCAUGCUGCCGGAGUCCGGGGGGUGGCCUUCCUGCCACACCAGAUGGUCACCAUCAGAUUUCCCUGCCCAGUGAGUCUGGACACAAAAUGCCAGCCAUGCCUGCUGACCAGAACCAUCAGAAGCACCUGUCUCGUCCACAUAGAGGGUGACUCAGUGAAGACCAAACGUGUAACUGCCCGGACCAACAAAGCCGGGGCUCCGGAGACACCAUUGUCCAGAAGGUAUGACCAGGCAGUUACGAGACCAUCCAGAGCCCAAACCCAGGGCCCUGUGAAAGCAGAGACCCCCAAAGCCCCCUUCCAGAUAUGUCCAGGGCCCAUGAUCACCAAGACUCUACUCCAGACAUAUCCAGUGGUCUCCGUGACCCUGCCGCAGACAUAUCCAGCGUCCACGACGACCACCACCCCACCCAAGACUAGCCCAGUUCCCAAAGUAACAAUAAUCAAGACCCCAGCCCAGAUGUAUCCGGGGCCCACAGUGACCAAAACUGCACCUCACACAUGCCCCAUGCCCACAAUGACCAAGAUCCAGGUACACCCCACGGCCUCCAGAACUGGCACCCAACGGCAGACAUGCCCUGCGACCAUCACGGCAAACAACCAACCUCAGGUUUCCCUUCUGGCCUCCAUCGUGAAGAGCCUGCACCAGGUAUGCCCAGGGCCUGCGAUGGCAAAGACCCCACCCCAGACGCACCUGGUCACGACCCCAGCCAAAAACCCAUUGCAAACAUGUCUGUCAGCCACAAUGUCCAAUACUUCAUCCCAGAUGAGCCCAGUUGGGGUGACCAAGCCCUCACCCCAGACUCGCCUGGUAGCCAUGAUAACCAAGACCCCAACCCAGUUACGCUCGGUGGCCACCAUCCUCAAGACUCUGUGUCUGGCCUCUCCAACAAUGGCAAAUGUCAAGGCUCCACCCCACGCGGCGGUAGCAGCCGGAACUCCCAACACCCCAGGCUCCAUCCAUGAGAACCCACCCAAGGCCAAGGCCACCGUGAAUGUGAAGCAGGCUGCAGGGGCGGUGAAAGCCUCAUCCCCCUUCUGUUUGGCUGAGGGGAAGAUCAGGUAUCUGGCUCAACCACAUCCGGGAACUGGGGUCCCCAGGGCUGCAGCUAAGCUUCGUUUGGAAGCCAAGAAAAUCAAGACUGGCCCCCAGAAACAGGUGAAAACAGACAUGGCAUUUAAGACCAGUGUGGCAGUGGAAAUGGCUGGGGCUCCAUCCUGGACAAAAGUUGCUGAGGAAGGGGACAAGCCACCUCCCGUGUAUAUGCCUGUAGACAUGGCUGUCACCCUGCCCCGGGGACAGCCGGCUGCCCCACUGACCAAUGCCUCAUCCCAGAGACAUCCACCCUGCCUGUCCCAGAGACCACUGGCCGCCCCGCUGACCAAGGCCUCAUCUCAGGGACAUCUGCCCACUGAGCUGACCAAGACCCCAUCCCUGGCCCAUCUGGACACCUGUCUGAGCAAGACGCAGUCCGGGGGGCAGCCGAUCACAGACAUAACCACGUGCCUCAUCCCAGUGCACCAGGCUGCUGAUCUCAGCAGCAACACCCACUCCCAGGUGCUCCUAACAGGGUCCAAGGUGUCCAACCACACCUGCCAGCGCCUCAGUGGUCUCAGCGCCCCACCCUGGGCCAAGCCAGAGGACAGACAGACCCAGCCACAGCCCCACAGACACGUGCCGGGGAAGACCACUCGGGGGGGACCAUGCCCGGCAGCCUGUGAGGUCCAGGGUAUGCUGGUGCCGCUGAUGGCACCCACCGGACAUUCCACGUGCAAUGUUGAGUCCUGGGGAGACAACGGAGCCACACGUGCCCAGCCAUCAAUGCCCGGCCAGGCGGUUCCCUGCCAGGAGGACACGGUAGGCUCCCUGCUGGCCUCCUUGUGUGUUGAAGUAGCUGGUGUGCUGGCAUCCCAGGAGGAUCUCUGCACUCUGUUGGCCAAAGCCCUCUCCCAGGGAGAAGUCUGGGCAGCUCUGAACCAGGCCCUGUCCAAGGAGGUCCUGGGUGCCACUGUCACCAAAGCCCUGCCCCAGAGCAUGCUGAGCAUGGUGCUGGUGAAGGCGCUGUCCUGGAGUGAGCUGCGCCUGACCCUGUCCCGAGCCCUGUCCCGGGGCGAGCUGCGGGCGGAACUCACCAAGGUCAUGCAUGGUAAAUUGGCCGAGGUGCUUAGCAAGGCUUUGACGGAGGAGGAGUGGGCGGCUCUGAGCCAGGCCCUGUGUCAGGGUGAGCUGGGUGCUCUCCUGAGCCAGUCUUGGUGUCGGGUGGCCCUGAGGACUGGAACCAUCCUCCCCAAGGCCGCCUCGAAAUCAACAGGAAGCGGGGUGACUAAGACGCCGACCCUGGUGGAGGUGGCCUGCAGGAGGAGUCCAUCGGCCGCAUGGGGGCCCUCCCUGGGCCCCGUGAGACCACAGACCAGCAAGGGCCCCACGGACGCUGGUGUGGUUGGUGGCCAAUCGUGGAACCGCGCGUGGGAGCCAGUCAGGGGUGCUGCGUCCUGGGACACCCGGCGCAACAAGGUGGUGGUGCAUCUCAGGCGGUCCGGGGAGCCGAUGGUGUCCAUGCAGGCUGCAGAGGAGAUCCGCAUCCUCGCAGUGAUCACUAUCCAGGCGGGCGUCCGUGGCUACCUGGCGCGUCGCAGGAUGCGGCUGUGGCACCGGGGGGCCAUGGUCAUCCAAGCUACUUGGCGCGGCUACCAUGUGCGGCGGAAUCUGGCACACCUCUGCAGAGCCACCACGACCAUCCAGUCUGCCUGGCGCGGCUACAGCACCCGCCGGGACCAAGCCCGGCACCGGCAGAUGCUCCACCCCGUCACGUGGGUGGAGCUGGGCAGCCGGGCCGGGGUCAUGUCUGACCAAAGCUGGUUCCAGGAUGGCAGAGCCAGGACAGUAUCUGACCAUCGCUGCUUCCAGUCCUGCCAGGCACACACUUGCAGCGUCUGCCACUCCCUGAGCUCCAGGAUCGGGAGCCCGCCCAGCGUGGUGAUGCUAGUGGGUUCCAGCCCUCGCACCUGUCAUACCUGUGGACGUACACAGCCCACCCGCGUGGUGCAGGGCAUGGGCCGGGGCGCUGAGGGCCCCGGGGCAGUGUCUUGGGCCUCCUCCUACCAGCGGGCUGCCCUGAGUCCCAGGCAGCCGCAUCGCCAGGACAAAGCGGCCACAGCCAUCCAGUCCACCUGGAGGGGCUUUAAGAUCCGCCAGCAGAUGAGGCAGCAGCAAAUGGCAGCGAAGAUAGUUCAAGCCACCUGGCGAGGCCACCAUACCCGGAGCUGUCUGAAGAACACAGAGGCGCUCUUGGGACCAGCAGACCCCUGGGCCAGCUCACGGCACAUGCAUUGGCCCGGCAUCUAGGACCCUGGCUCCCUGCAGUGGGGAGUUCGUGGGAGGCACUCAUGGCUGUCUGGGUCUAAUGAAUAAAGUCCUCCAUAGCCUA